AUGCUCUGUAACAACAAGGAACUUGGUCUCUUGUUCCUCUUCCUCCCUCUAAGCAAUCCAUUGGCUGCAAAUGGGUUUUUAAAACUAAGAAAAAUUCUGAUGGGACUGUCGCCCGAUACAAGGCCAGACUUGUGGCUAAAGGUUUUCUUCAGCAACAUGCCUACUAUUCGUAUCUUGUUAUGCUUGGCUUUGCAUCAUCAUUGGCCUAUAAAGCAAUUGGACAUUAGUAAAGCCUUUCUUCAUGGUCAUCUUGAGGAAGAAGUUUACAUGGAUCAACCACCAGGAUUUGUUGAUCCUUCUAAUCGUAUCUUGGUGUGUAAACUUCAUAAAGCACUAUAUGGUCUCAAGCAAGCUCAUUGGACUUGGUUUUCGACUUUCUCUGGUUUUCUUCUGUCCCAAGGCUUUCUUCAAAGCAAAUGUGAUUCCUCCUUAUUUGUUCAUAAAACAUCUUCUUCUAUCACCUACCUCCUUAUCUAUGUUGAUGACAUUCUUCUCACUGGUACUGAUGAAGCUUUCCUUCAAACUCUUUUAACCCAUAUGCACAAAACCUUUUCCAUGAAAGAAUUGGGUCAUAUCUCCUAUUUUCUUGGCAUUUCAGUUCAAUCUUCCUCUUAUGGUUUCUUUCUUUCUCAAACCAAAUAUGCUACUGAUAUCCUUGACAAGGCUGGUAUGAAAGAUUGCAAACCGUGUGCCACUCCGGUCUCUCUGAAAUCUCAUCUUCUUUCCACUAAUUCUCAGCCAUUUUACCAACCUUUUUUGUACCGCAGUAUUGUCGACGCCCUUCAAUAUCUAACCAUCACACGCCCUGAGCUUUCUUAUGCUGUUAAUCAAGCUUGCCAAUUCAUGCACUUUCCUACUGUUGGCCAUUUUUCUGCUGUUAAACACAUUCUUCGAUAUAUCAAGGGGACUUUAUUACAUGGUUUGCAUUUUACACCUAGUGAUUUUCAGCUUCAAGCUUACUGUGAUUCUAAUUGGGAAGGUGAUCACUCUGAUCGUUGUUCUACUUCUAGGUACUGUAUUUUCUUGGGUUCGAACCUCAUCUCCUGGUCUUCUAAGAAACAAUCCACCGUCUCUCGCAGUUCCACUGAAGCUGAGUAUCGUUCUUUAGCUCAUACAGCAGCCGAAUUGACUUGGUUACAAAUAUUGCUUGCAGAUUUUGCUAUUCCCCAACCUUCUCUUCUUGUGCUUUGGUGUGAUAAUUAG
This is a messenger RNA of Camellia sinensis, 1203 nucleotides long. NCBI's taxonomy places the organism in Eukaryota, Viridiplantae, Streptophyta, Magnoliopsida, Ericales, Theaceae. The record is from RefSeq and is a predicted model, not a curated record.